Molecule: messenger RNA, 1242 nt
Organism: Acomys russatus (golden spiny mouse)
Lineage: Eukaryota; Metazoa; Chordata; Mammalia; Rodentia; Muridae
Gene: Ccn3
Product: cellular communication network factor 3
Exons: 5
Coding region: 114-1187 (357 amino acids)
Biological process (GO): cell adhesion; signal transduction
Cellular component (GO): extracellular matrix; extracellular region
Molecular function (GO): integrin binding; heparin binding
Source: RefSeq, a predicted model, not a curated record
ACCGGCUUGUGCGUCCCUGGAGCGCGCUAUAAAACCUGCGCGGGUGGCGCUUGCUGCUCAGCCAGACCUGGGUGAAGGGGCAGUCCCAAUCUCCAGCCCGAGACAGCCUUAGCAUGCAGAGCAUGCAGAACAUGAGCGUCUUUCUGCGAAAGCGAUGCCUCUGCCUAGGCUUCCUGCUCUUCUAUCUCUUAAGUCAAGUUUCUGCAACUCAGCGCUGCCCGACCCCGUGCCCACUGCAGUGCCCCACGACACCGCCUACCUGUGCCCCCGGGGUGCGCUCGGUGCUGGACGGCUGCUCCUGCUGUCUGGUGUGCGCCCGUCAGCGCGGGGAGAGCUGCUCUGAGAUGAAACCCUGCGACCAGAGCAGUGGCCUCUACUGUGACCGCAGUGCAGACCCCAGCAACCAGACUGGCAUUUGCAUGGUUCUAGAAGGAGACAACUGUGUGUUCGAUGGAGUCAUUUACCGCAGCGGAGAGACGUUUGAACCCAACUGUCAAUACCACUGCACCUGCAGAGAUGGGCAAAUUGGCUGUGUGCCCCGCUGCCAACUGGAUGUACUACUGCCGGGUCCUGACUGCCCAGCUCCAAGAAAAGUGGCUGUGCCUGGAGAGUGCUGUGAAAAGUGGACCUGUGGGCCAAAUGAGCAGGCCACACUGGGAGGCCUGGCCCUUCCAGCCUACAGGCCAGAAGCCACUGUCGGAGUGGAAGUCUCUGACUCCAGUACCAACUGCAUUGAGCAGACGACAGAGUGGAGUGCAUGUUCCAAGAGCUGUGGGAUGGGCUUGUCCACCAGGGUCACCAACAGGAAUCGCCAGUGUGAGAUGGUGAAGCAAACACGUCUCUGCAUGGUCCGGCCUUGUGAACAAGAGGCCAUGGAACUGACGGACAAGAAAGGUAAAAAGUGUCUCCGCACCAAGAAGUCCGUGAAAGCCAUGCACCUACAGUUCAAGAAUUGCACUAGCCUGCAUACCCAUAAGCCCAGGUUCUGUGGGGUCUGCAGUGAUGGCCGGUGCUGUACCCCGCACAACACCAAAACCAUCCAGGUGGACUUCCAGUGUUCCCCGGGUCAAAUCAUCAAGAAACCAGUCAUGGUCAUUGGAACCUGUACCUGUCACUCCAACUGCCCUCAGAACAAUGAGGCCUUCCUCCAGGAGCUGGAGCCAAAGACCAGCAGAGGAGAAAUAUAACACUGACGGAGGCAAACGGUUGCCGCAGCAUGGCCUGCCAUCGCCUGAACAUAGG